Molecule: messenger RNA, 1221 nt
Organism: Camelus dromedarius (Arabian camel)
Lineage: Eukaryota; Metazoa; Chordata; Mammalia; Artiodactyla; Camelidae
Gene: NUBP1
Product: NUBP iron-sulfur cluster assembly factor 1, cytosolic
Exons: 11
Coding region: 34-1008 (324 amino acids)
Biological process (GO): iron-sulfur cluster assembly
Cellular component (GO): cytosol
Molecular function (GO): ATP-dependent FeS chaperone activity; ATP binding; ATP hydrolysis activity
Source: RefSeq, a predicted model, not a curated record
UCCGGUGACCGCGCAGCCGCCCAAAGCAGCGGAAUGGAGGAGGUCCCUCAUGACUGUCCCGGAACCGGCAGCGCCCAGGCGGGCCGAGGGGCCUCAUGUCAGGGGUGCCCCAACCAGCGGCUUUGCGCAUCUGGAGCUAGUGCCGCUCCGGACCCGGCCAUAGAGGAAAUCAAAGAGAAGAUGAAGAGUGUGAAACACAAGAUCUUGGUGCUGUCUGGGAAAGGUGGCGUUGGGAAAAGCACAUUCAGUGCCCACCUGGCCCAUGGCCUAGCAGAGGAUGAAAACACACAGGUUGCUCUUCUAGACAUUGACAUAUGCGGGCCGUCAAUUCCCAAGAUAAUGGGAUUGGAAGGCGAGCAGGUUCACCAGAGCGGCUCAGGCUGGUCUCCAGUGUUCCUGGAAGACAACUUGGGGGUGAUGUCGGUGGGUUUCUUGCUCAGCAGUCCCGACGACGCUGUCAUCUGGAGGGGACCAAAGAAAAAUGGCAUGAUCAAGCAGUUCCUCCGCGACGUGGACUGGGGUGAGGUCGACUACCUCAUCGUGGACACCCCGCCCGGGACGUCGGACGAACACCUGUCGGCCGUCCAGUACCUGGCCGCGGCGCACAUUGACGGGGCGGUGAUCAUCACCACCCCGCAGGAGGUGUCGCUCCAGGACGUCCGCAAAGAGAUCAGCUUCUGCCGCAAAGUGAAGCUGCCGGUCCUCGGGGUGGUGGAGAACAUGAGCAGCUUCGUCUGCCCCAGGUGCCAGAAAGAGUCUCAGAUCUUCCCACCAACGACAGGGGGCGCGGAGGUCAUGUGCCAGGAUCUACAGGUCCCGCUCCUCGGCAGAGUGCCCCUGGACCCGCGCAUAGGUAAAAGUUGCGACAAAGGACAGUCUUUUUUCGUUGAAGCACCGGAUUCACCAGCCGCUUUAGCCUACAGAAGUAUAAUUCAGAGUAAGUGUUCAGGAAUCCAGGACUUUUGUAGCCUGCGUCAGCCGAAGGGAGAGGACCGCGUCAGUGUCUGAAACACAGGAGGACGUGGAGGACACAAGCAGCACGUCUGUCCCACCCGACUAGCUCGGGCACGAGGUGGGGGUCACAGGCAGGAAGGGACCAGACCUGAGCCUGGUGUGAAGUCACUUUAAUCAUCUAACGUUUGUUCACUUUUCUUUAGAACAUGUAUGUAAAGGGCGUUCUUUACAGAUGUGCCAUUUUAAAAAUAAAAACACCUCAUCAAA